CUAGCUUCUUAACCCUUUACAGGUGAGAGGGUUUUUCCUCUGGCCAGGAGGGAUUUUAAAGGUGUUUACUCUUCCCUUUAUAUUUAUGACAGCACCAAAUAGGCAGUUAGAAUGUUUUACGGGUUUGCACCAGAGCUCCACAGGCCUUUUCCAUCUGCACUAAAUCAAGGUAGCGCAGACUAACACUCCCAACCCUCCAAGAAGACAAGCCCCAGACACAGCCCCUGCCUGCGGGUAGUGUGGGGGCAGAGUGAGGGCAGCUGACUUCAGCACUGUUACUGAGCAUGCUCAGUCCAUGUGAGCAUGUUCAGUAGAAGCCAAACAGCAAAUCUAGAGGGCACAUGACCCCGCAUGCAGUAUUUUGCAUUCAGGACAUGCCAGGAAUAUCUGAUAUCCAAGCUUAAUGUAUAAAACGGUUGGCUACAUUCCUAUGAGAGUCUUGGUGAAUUAUAAACUUGUUGAUUAAUAACUAUCCUGAUUUGAGAAGUACUGUCAAAGGUAAAAGUAAACCUGAGAAAAACCUAGCAUUGAAAUUAGUGAACUAAUGCUCUUGGGUUCUGCUCUGACCUCUGCCACUUGCCUGUCAGGUAACCUUGGGCAAGUCACUUCACCACUCUGUGCCUCAGUUUCCUCAUCUGUAAAAUCAGGAUAAUGACCCUGCCUUCCUUUUAAAAAGUACUUAGACAUCUACCGAUGAAAAGUGCUAGACAAAAGCUAGGCAUUAUUAUUAUGAUGAAUAAUGAUUUCCCUUUUUUAGGGUUUUGAAAAUCUCACUCGGCACCUACAUAUCUUAAAAAAUAUGGCCCUUUGCUCUUGUCCAAGAGGGGAGGUAAUUUUUAUUCACGCUCUUCAAACCUAUUUGUAUUGGUUUGUGCUCUAAUAUCCAUUUAAAUCCAAACACUUGGCGGAAAAGAUCAAUUUAAGUGAAGUGAAACUUGGGGGUACACAAGACAAAUCAGACUCCUGAAAGGGGUACAGUACUCUGAAAAGGUUGAGAAUCAUUGGUCUAGCAGACCAGUAUUCCUACAUUGGUAAAGCACUUCUAGUGUAGACUUUAACUGUAGGUGCUUCUGAAAAUGUUAAACUUGGUGCAAGUUAUCUGGACCGAUUGAAUUUAAAAUAUCUCACUUUAUAAGUAUAAUAGUGUGUUGCUGUGUAUAAUUCUUCAGUGAUGAAUGUUUGGCUGUAUUUUCCCAACAAAGCUGUUAAUAGUUCAGUUUCCACAGUAGGAAAGUGUCCAGAAACUGUGGUUUAGAAAUGGUCUGGGUUUAAAAACAUGAAAUAAAUUUGUAGCAAGUAUUCCCUAAUAGUGAGAGCUAUUUUGACCAUUUUCCCCCCAGCACAGGAUUUUCCAUUCCCAAACCUGACGUGAUCUUCCUGAUGGAGCCAGCGUGGGUCCCAGUUCUCCAAGGCUCUGAGGAAAGGGACAGCCUGAGCGGCACUGACACAGCAGGUGAUGGGACAGUGAGUGAGAACGAGGAGGAGAAUCCUCAGCAGGAAGGUCCUGAGCAGGUGGAACCACAUGGGACAGUAUCAGGACUAUCUAAAGGGAACAUUUUACAGAGAUCUGGGAGGAGAGACACCUGUGAGAGUCAGAGCAGGCCAGAGAGACAGCAGAGAAACCAGCCAAGGAAAACGAAAGGUAAAUCCACUCCUGUUGGGGGAGAUUUCACGGAAUUCAUUGAUACCACAGUUCAGCAGAGAAUCAAUAUGGGAGCAAAACCUCACAUGUGCCACAUCUGUGGAAAAAUAUACAGGUCGAGCUCAUCUUUUACUAAACAUUGGAGACUCCACACAGGAGAGAAACGUUAUAAAUGUACUGACUGUGGGAAAAGCUUCAUUCAGAGCUCACACCUUAUGCAACAUCAGAGAAUCCACACCGGCGAGAAACCCUACAAUUGCAAUGACUGUGGGAAAGGCUUCAGUGACAGCUCGCAUCUUAUUAAACACCAGAGAACCCACACGGGACAGAAGCCCUAUAAAUGCCCCGAAUGCGGGAAAAGCUUCUGUGAUAGCUCAACACUCACUAAACACCGGAGAAUCCACACAGGAGAGAAGCCCUACAAAUGCCCCAACUGCAGGAAAAGCUUUGGUCGGAGCUCAGACCUCAUUAUCCACCAAAGAAUCCACACAGGAGAGAGGCCCUAUAAAUGUAGUGACUGUGGGAAAAGCUUCACUGAUCGAUCAACCUUUAUUAAACAUCGGCGAAUCCACACGGGAGAGAAACCGUAUAAGUGCCCUGAGUGCGGCAAAAGCUUCAGUGACAACUCAGCCUUUAUUCGGCAUCAGAGAAUCCACACAUCUUCCUGGGUUAUUCGCUGUGCACCGGCAGCACUGCUGCUCCCCAGCCGGGGCUGUGCAGGGGAGAGACCUGCAUUAACCCCCCUCUGCGCCCAGCGGGGUGGGGGGGGACUUUCUGCGGUGCCUGGAACCAGCCCCUGGAGCAGCCCCGGGCUCUGCCGACACCAGCCCGUGAGCCGGAGCCUGCAGUGUAUUCCCAGACCUAACGUGAUCUCGCAGAUGGAACGAAGGGAAGAGUUAGAGGAGCCGGAUCUCCGAGGCUCUGAGGAGAGGGAGAUCCUGAAACACAGCUGCCCAGGUGCUCCUCCGGAAGAUCCUGAGCAAGUGGACCCAAACGGGAUGUUUUCAGAAAGAGCCAAAGGAAAUGUUUCCCAGAAUCCUGAGCAGAGUCAGCACAUAUCAGAGAGGGAGAAGGGAAACCACAAAGGGGAAAGAAUGGAAAAAUCCAUUGACUACCAGGGUGGUUUCAAUGUUCUUAAUGAAACCACGAUCCAGCUGAGAGUCCACAUGGGGGAGAGAUCCUACGAGUGUGCUGAAUGUGGGAAAGCCUUUAGUUGGAGAUCACACCUUACUGCCCAUGAGAGAAUCCAUACAGGAGAAAAACCCUAUAAAUGUCUGGACUGUGGGAAAAGUUUUAGUCAGAGAUCCCACCUUACUACACAUGAGAGAAUCCACACUGGUGAGAAGCCCUAUAAAUGCCCUGACUGCAAGAAAAACUUCCGUCGCAACUCACAGCUUAUUAAUCAUCUGAAAUCGCACACGGGACAGAAGCCAUAUAAGUGUCCCGACUCUGGGAAAAGCCUCCAGCAGGUUUCAGACCUUACUGCGAACAGCAGAGAGAUGCCUUACAAAUGCCCAGACUGUGAGAAAAGCUUCAGUCAAAUGUCUCACCUUGUUCGACAUCAAAGGUUCCACACGGGAGAGAAGCCUUAUAAGUGUCUGGACUGCGGAAAGAGCUUCUGUCAGAGCUCAGACCUUAUUACACACCAGAGAACCCAUACAGGGGAGAAAUCCUACACAUGCUCUGAGUGUGGGAAAAGCCUCAAUAGAAUCUCACACCUUGUUGCACAUCAUCGUUCGCAUACUGGAGAGGCGCCUUACCAAUGCCCCGAUUGCGAGAAAAGCUUCAGUCAGAUGUCGCACCUCAUUAGACAUCAGAGGUUCCACAAGGGAGAGAAACCCUACAAGUGCCUGGAAUGUGGGAAAAGCUUCUGUCAGAGCUCAGACCUUAUUACACAUCAGAGAAUCCACACAGGAGAGAAGCCCUAUAAAUGCCCCGAGUGCGGGAAAGGAUUCAGUCGGAGCUCAAACCUUAUUGCCCACCAGAGAACCCACACAGGAGAGAAACUCUAUCAGUGCUCCCACUGUGGAAAGAGCAUGACCCGGAGUUCAAACCUCGUUCGACAUCAGAGAACUCACACCAGAGGAAAACUCUGUAUAAAAAAAGCCUGGCUCCAACCUAGCCAUGGUGAAUAAUACACUGGCCUUUUCCCGUUAAUGAUGGCUGUGUUUGGAUCCAAUUCCUCAAAAGUAGUGAGGCUCCUAAUUUCUGUUGAAAUCAAUAGAUGUCAGGAACAUAAAUAGCUUUUGAGAAUCUGGGCUUUGGCUCCAGUGUACGCCUGGAGUCAAGAGAUAGCAGCAGGGAGGAUGGGAACCAGAGAGGAUGGUUCUGGAGGGCACAGUUGCCUGGGAGUUGUGAUGCAGAUGAUGAACAUAGGCAUAUCUUCAAAGACCAUUAUACUGAGAUAGAUCAUGCACAUGAAUUUGCAGAAUGUUCAUAGUACUUUGUAUCAAUGCAGGCAUGUGUUUUCAUGCGUUCUUCAAACCUGUAGGGAGUGAUUUAAUGCAAAACUCCCAAACCUGGCUAUAUAGAUGUCCAAUCUUUGAAGUCUGACCUCCUGGACCAUAGGGGGAGUUAUUAAAACUGGUAACUAACUCAGCUUCCCUGAACAGAAGAUUCACUCAUGGUAAUCAGGUUGAUUUUUGUAUUGAAUUAACUGGAUUUGACUAUUACUUUCAGCAAAUUGAAUAUUCUCUAUUAAGCUCUUACAUUUACCUUUUUUAUUUUACUUUUCCUUUUUCUCUAGAACCAUCUUUCUUUUGUUUUCUGCAAUUUCUGAUUUAUUGUUAACAGUAUUCUAGUUAAGAAAACUGAUACAUUCAGAAGCACUGGUGGAGUGGUUUGGAUUUGCAAUGUCCUGAACUGGACACGGGAGACAGAAUUGGGAUGAUGUGGUUUUUUUCUUACUUGAAAUGCAGAGGAAUAAAGUGUAACUGAGUUUCCUAAACUCUGAGUCUUACAACACAAGUGAAAAUGAGGUGAGAUUGGGGCCUGUGGGAAAGUCUGUUGAUAACACUGUCCUAGCGCGGCAAAUCUGCAGAUAUCUGCAUCCAUGAAUAUCGGCGGACCAUGUUUGCGGAUGGAUACGGAUCCAAAUUUUAUACCUAGAGCCCUGCAAUGCUGCGGAUAUCCACUUGGUAUCUGCAGAUCAUGUUUGCGGACCACAGCUCAGAUACAGAUACAAAUUUUGUAUCUGCCCAAGGCUCUAGUGACUGUAAUUACAUCAGAGGUCUGCUUUUUGAUAUAGUCACCCUCACAGAACCAUCAGUACAUUACUAUUGCCCGUUUAGUUUCAUUCUUAAUGCAUUACACUAUAACAGUUCUGACAUAUACAUAUGCCGGGGUAGCCAAACUUACUGACCCUCUGAGCUGUUUACGACAAUCUUCAGUGGUUCAAGAGAUGCAGUGCACCUGUGCUUCUGCUGAAGCUCCGAGCCUCAGCUGGCAUGCCCUGUGAGGCUGAAACCCCUAGCCUCACCACCUGGCUGAAGGGCAGAAGCCCUCUCACCACCACAGGGCAGAAGCCCUAAGCUCUCCCUGCUUCCAAUCUGGCAGGCAGAGAAUAGGAGGGUGUUGGGGGCUCCAUGGGCAUUUAAUUGGAGAAGAGCUGCAUGUGGCUCACAAGCUGUGGUUUGGCUACCCCUGACAUAUACCCAUUAAAAAAUCCUAUGACUAAGAUAGCUCCAUGGCUGAAUUCCUUGUACCUGCCCCAGUUAGAAUCUGAGUUAUCACAUGCACUGUAUUUCUCCUGUCACCACUCGCUUUAUUUUCAGAUUGAUUUAUUCUUCUAGGAGCAAGUAUCAAAGAGUUAAUUCCAGCAUAAGGCAUGUGUAAAUAAUUAUUAAUUUAGGUGGAGUCUAAAAUACCUGGGUUCAGUAUAAAACUACAUAACAAGAGAAUCAAUUGAGGCGUUAAUCUGCUCGUUGUAUGAGUUAGCAGAACUGACAGGGUAUCUACAUUGAAAUUGCAGUUGCUGGAUUAUAAAUUUCCAGUUUACUUAAUUUGAAAUGGAGUAUAAUAAAAUAAGCAAAGUUAGAAAUGGAAAAUGUCCAUUUGCUCCUAUCCUGUCUGUUUCCCUCAGCAAAGUGGGGGUGUUCCUCAGGUUGUCUGCAAUUUUGUGGCUGUGGCAUUGACAGCCGAAUCCAUCCCACUCCCACCCCUUGCUGCAGAAUUUCGUUCCAGAACCUAAAUAUAGAGCUGCUCCUAUGCACUGUGGUGAUGCAAAUAAAUAAUUAGGUUUUUAAAGAAAAAAAGUCCAGCCCUUAUGACUGAAAAUAAAACAUUUUAAAUGU
Molecule: messenger RNA, 5934 nt
Organism: Dermochelys coriacea (leatherback sea turtle)
Lineage: Eukaryota; Metazoa; Chordata; Testudines; Dermochelyidae
Product: zinc finger protein 271-like
Exons: 5
Coding region: 1381-3777 (798 amino acids)
Biological process (GO): regulation of transcription by RNA polymerase II
Molecular function (GO): RNA polymerase II cis-regulatory region sequence-specific DNA binding; DNA-binding transcription factor activity, RNA polymerase II-specific
Source: RefSeq, a predicted model, not a curated record